Molecule: messenger RNA, 3108 nt
Organism: Vombatus ursinus (common wombat)
Lineage: Eukaryota; Metazoa; Chordata; Mammalia; Diprotodontia; Vombatidae
Product: ras-related protein Rab-14
Exons: 8
Coding region: 296-943 (215 amino acids)
Biological process (GO): phagosome maturation; endocytic recycling; defense response to bacterium
Cellular component (GO): recycling endosome; phagocytic vesicle; Golgi apparatus
Molecular function (GO): GTP binding; GTPase activity
Source: RefSeq, a predicted model, not a curated record
UGCGAGGGUGACAGGAAACCCUGUGUAGGGUGCGCCGCCAUCUUGGACGACUCCGAGGAGGAUCCUUUCCUGAGGAAAGCUGCAGGAGCUGCCGCCGGAGUCGCCGCUGCCCCGCGCCUCCUCUUCUUCCCCCGGCAUCCUCAGCCCGCCCGAGCUCGCCCCCUUGGCCUCCCGGGGCCUAGUCCCGUGACUGUCGUUUCUCCUCCUUGGUGCCCAAGGGCCUCAUCUUCCCCUCUUGACUCUUCACGCCCCGUUCGGAAAGCUGCCCAGCCACCAGCCACCCCCCAGUGCCACAAUGGCAACUGCACCUUACAACUACUCCUACAUCUUUAAGUACAUUAUUAUUGGGGACAUGGGAGUAGGAAAGUCCUGCUUGCUUCAUCAAUUUACAGAAAAAAAAUUUAUGGCUGAUUGUCCUCACACAAUUGGUGUUGAAUUUGGUACAAGAAUAAUUGAAGUUAGUGGCCAAAAAAUCAAACUGCAGAUUUGGGACACAGCAGGACAGGAGCGAUUUAGGGCUGUUACACGAAGCUACUACAGAGGAGCAGCAGGAGCACUUAUGGUCUAUGAUAUUACUAGAAGAAGCACGUAUAACCAUUUAAGCAGCUGGUUGACAGAUGCAAGGAAUCUCACCAAUCCAAAUACUGUAAUAAUUCUCAUAGGAAACAAAGCAGAUUUGGAAGCACAGAGAGAUGUUACAUAUGAAGAAGCCAAACAAUUUGCAGAGGAAAAUGGCUUAUUGUUCCUGGAAGCAAGUGCAAAAACGGGAGAGAAUGUAGAGGAUGCAUUCCUGGAGGCUGCCAAGAAAAUCUAUCAGAAUAUCCAAGAUGGAAGCCUGGAUCUGAAUGCUGCAGAGUCCGGGGUACAACACAAACCUUCAGCUCCGCAGGGUGGACGACUAACCAGUGAACCCCAACCUCAGAGAGAAGGCUGUGGCUGCUAGUGACCUUGAUGCCAUAGUCCCAUUUCUGACUUCACCUCUGUCUGUUGGAAGCAGUACUUUUUACUGCCUCCUUGUCUUCUGUACAUCUUACUGGGUUUGAUUUAAAAACUCUGCUGAGAAAACAGGUUAACACAAUACUAAACUGCUAAACAACUUUAGAUGUAAUCAGGUCCUCAAAGGCAAGUAGAGUAAUAAACCUCUCCUGCAUGGUAAAGCUAGAAGUUUUUUUUCCCCCCCUUGAUUGUCCUUGUGAUAGAUAUGUCACCAAUACAUGAUUUAAACUGAGCACUGAUGCUGGACUCAUGAUUUUUAAACUUUUUUGCAGGGCUUUGUUUAUCUUGGACGGUUUUAAUUUAAUGGUCUCUUAAGCCUUUAUCCCCAGUUCUAACUGUUCCAAGUAUGUCCAUUAUAACAGAUAAAUUUAUUUGCUGUGAAAUGACUUCUGACAGAAGGAAAGGGGUUCUGUAACUGCAUUUUUUUGUUGGAGAAAUUUCCCUGUUGGGUGGGUGUUCUAUUUUUUUUUUUCUUGCAGGGGUAUGUACGUUUACUUCUGUCUUAGCCUAGCACAGGGAAAAUAUCCAUUUAUCUUUUUCUUGUGCUCAAUAGCUUUAGCUCUUCCUCCCAACCCAUUUUAUCUUUAUCUUUGUUAAUGGAACGUAAAUAUGUAUAAAAUUUGAAGGAACUGAACUAACAAAUACAUUCUGUGUAUAUGAUUUUAAUGAAGAAAAUAAAUUGAUUACUGGCAUUAGAACAGUAUAUAAUAAAAUACCAGUUUGUACAGUAUCACUUAUAUGUGACCAUGUUCCUCCUAUUUUUCCAUUUAACACAAGGAAACAGACACAACUGCAUUUCAUUAAGUGAUAUUGGCUUAAAUUCCUUAUCCCUGGCAGUUUUUGGAGCAUUCAUUUGCUGGCAGGGGGACAUUGUACUGGGAAGAGCUCCCAAUUCAAAAGGAUUAACACUAUCAGAAUUUAACGAUUGCUGCCUUUGUUCCAUCUCUGCACUAUGGUAUAUCUGUUGUUCUCUUAACCCUGUUCCUGUGCAAUCAACAAUGUGCUAACCUGCUUUUCUCUUUUGUAAACAUUUUUGCAUUAUUGGGCUGCAUUUCCUGCCUUACUGUAUAGGGAAAAAAAAAAGGCUGGGUUUAUUAUUGCACAUUUUAAGCUUUUAUACCUUUAUCUUUUUGGAGUGGUCAGUUUCUGAACUGGACAGCCAGACUGGCAGGUCUGCUCUUUGGAAAUUUUAAACUGUGCAUUUUUAACACUACGGUGAAAUCAUUUCAGUCAUAUGAUCCCUCUUAUUUAAAGCUUUGAGGGCCAUUUUAUGCCAUGUUGGCAUAAGUAGUUUUGUAAAAGGGAAAGUAUUUCUAAUAGUGUUUCAGUGCAUAUACUGACAGGAUAAACUUUACACUAGCUAGUUUGGCCAAUCAAGUGUUUCCCUUCUGUGGACUAAUUUAAAAUUUGUUUUAUGUAAAGAAAGCUGGGAUGCAGUUAUUUUUUUUUUUAAGACUGCUGGGUAAACUUUGGCCUGUUAGAAAUAAUGCAUUUAGUAAAACUGCAGUGUUUCAAGUACACAUUUUAAAUUCCUGUUGCAGACAAGUAAGGUGAAUUCUCUAUUUGUCAGAAUUGUAAAAACACGGUGGUACUAGAAUAUUGUAUAGUCAUUGUUAAAAGCCAAAACUGGAAUGUGCAGAUGAUAGGAUUUGGAUAAUUUUAUGCACUGUCCGUUUUUUUGUUUAUUUUUGUCUUUUUUUAAAAACAAAACAAAACAGCAUAAGAUUCCUGUUGUAGAUUGGUGAAUACAGUCGAAUUUACAGUUGCUCCAUUUUGCCGAAACAGUUGCACAUAAGGGGUUCACCCAGGGACCAUGACCUACUGGUAUAUAUAAAUAUAUAUGUGUGUGUAUGUGUGUGUUGCACACACACAUACACACACACACACACACACACACACACACACGCCCCCUCUGGGAUAUAAGGUAGAAAUCACGAUCUAAAGAUUACAGCUUGUUCAGGUGCGAUACCCUGACUCCCAAAGUUAGUUGCAGUGGGUCUUAAUUGUUUCUGUGACAGAAGGAUUUGUUCAGACUGCUGUACUCUUCAUUUGAUGUAACAAAAUGCUAUUAAUCUAAAUAUUUGUAAAUAAAGUACCUGUAUCUAGAUUAAA